Molecule: messenger RNA, 3744 nt
Organism: Linnemannia hyalina
Lineage: Eukaryota; Fungi; Mortierellomycota; Mortierellomycetes; Mortierellales; Mortierellaceae
Source: the annotation of a GenBank genome assembly
AUGAAAUUUGCGAAAUAUCUUCAGGAAGAGGUCGUGCCUGAAUGGAGAAAGGCCUACAUUAACUACAAGCAGGGCAAGAAACACCUCAAGGCCAUCGAGCGUGUCCUCGACGAACUCGACCUCGAAGCUGCUCAGGCACUCGAGGCACAUGAAGCACACGAGGCCCUCCAAGACACCCUCUCCCCUCUCCCCACAUUCACCCACCUUCCUCAUCCUGGUUCUCUCCCUCCAACGACAACAUCAGCAACAACAACAACAGAACCAGAUUCAACAGCAUCAACGCCCAUCAUGUCGAGGAGGCGCGGGAAUGGUCGAAAUUACUCCUCGAUCAAUUUUCUCCCUCCACUCGGCACCUCGACCACCAACACAAACACAACCAGCUCUCGUGGACCCUUGGCGGAAGAGGAUGAGGAUCGUUCAGCGUUGGGAGGCCGGACCUUGAGUGGAGAGGGAGAUGAUGGUGACGAGGAAUCGGCAAGGACGGUUCGUCCAAAGAAGGAGUUUGAUGGUCUGCGACAGUCGUUGGGGUCGACGGCCUUCCAGUUUGGCCAAACGGCCCGAUCUCAGAGCUCACAGCUACUGAAGAAUCUAUCCAGGCGGUUUACCAUUAUCGGCACCUCCGAGAUUCCAGUUCGUGUCCGAUCCAUUCAGAAUAGCAUCCUUGACCAGCUCCUUCCUGAAGAACAGAUCUUCUUCAAGUUCCUCGACUCGCAGCUCGAACUCGUCAACUGCUUCUAUCAAGAAAAGGAGCUCGAGGCAGUAACAAAGCUCAAGGUCAUCCAACAACAGCUCUUUGUCGCCAGUCAAUGGAAGCGCCGCUAUGACGACCACAUGGCAAGAGCAAAGGCGGAACAUGGAUGGUACGCGGCCGAAUGGUCGCGUGUCAGGAAGGGGUUCGACAACCUCAUCAGGGUCGACACUGCUGUCACAGAGGACGUGACCCUGGGCUCUAAAAGGUCGGGCCUAACACCCGUCGGUACCUUCAACGGAGGACAAGGUGGAAAAUUGGAUUCUGAGCGUAUUCUCCAUCAUCGCGGUCUGGGAAGUACUGUCGACAACCGAUUCGGGAUUAAUCGCAAGGCCGGCCUGGAUGCCCAUGCAUUGGCGUAUCAGGAAGAACUCGAGCUCCAGGAAGAGGAGGACCGGCGGCAAUACUUGAAUCACAAGGUGGCACGGACCAGGAUCAAGGCUGCGCUGUAUGAGUUCUACCGGAGUCUGGAGAUGAUCAAGAACUACAAGGUCCUCAACCACACUGGAUUCGCCAAGAUCUUGAAAAAGUUUGACAAGACUGCUGGCUGGAAGGGGUCCAAGCCCUACAUCAACUCGCGACUGAAGCCGGCCUACUUCAUGACCUCGGGCGUGAUCGAGGAUCUCAUCAAGGAGACAGAGGAUUUGUUUAUUGAGACCUUUGAGAAGGGCCAUCGACGACGGGGUAUGGCCAAACUUAGGAUACCCGACUCCAAGAAUCAAACGCAUCAUUUUACAACAACAAGAAUCGGGAUGUACAUGGGACUGGCGGCACCAUUGAUGUUUCAGGCACUCCAGGCUGCGUUCUCGAGCGAGACUCCCACCGAAGUUCCCUACUGGGAUGGUUUACUGCUUGUGUAUGGAGGACUCUUUCUCACGUUCCUCUUUGCAUGCCUGUUUGGCAUCAACAUGUAUGUUUGGGCCAAGGCGAGGAUCAACUACAAGUUCAUCUUUGAGUUUGACCCAAGAGACAACCUCGACUAUCAUGAAUACUUUGAGCUACCGAUCCUACUGAUUCUGUUGUUGACGCUGGCGGUUUACCUCGACUUUGAAUCCAAGCUCACGCAGCAUGUGGCGACAGCAUACUGGCCUCUUAUCCUUAUGUCGAUCACAACGGCAAUCAUUUUCUGUCCUCUCCCGAUCGCCCAUUUCACGGCACGUCGCUGGUUCAUCUCGAGUAUCGGACGUAUUCUUGCGAGUGGCUACUAUCGAGUCGAGUUUAGAGAUUUCUUCUUGGCGGAUGAAAUGAACUCGCUCUCGUACUCGAUUGAGCAGUUCGAGUUUGCUAUGUGCGCCUAUUCUGAGGAAUGGGAGGACCUUGCCCUACCAGCCUGGUUCCGCUUCCUCCAAUGCCUCCGCCGAUACCGCGACACGCUCGAAUGGUUCCCCCACCUGGUCAACGCCGGGAAAUACUCUGCCAGUCUCAUCAACCUUUUUGUCUACUUUUCCUUCCGACACUAUGGCGGCGCUCAACUGAAAACCGCCUGGAUCUUUGUCUCGACCGUCACCAGCUUCUAUACCUUUGCUUGGGAUAUUUAUAUGGAUUGGGGGUUGUUCCGGUUUGGCAAGAAUGGCGGGGGUGCGAAUGGACAUCCGUUCCUGAGACAGGAGUUGGUUUAUUCGAGGACCUGGGUUUAUUAUAUGGCGAUUAUUUUGGACUUUGUGGGGCGGUUUUCGUGGACAGUGAGGCUGAUCCCAAUGAAUGUCAAUGUCAUGGUUCUUUCAUUUGCUUUGGCAUUUCUGGAGGUUCUCAGGCGGUGGCAGUGGAACUUUUUCCGUCUAGAGAACGAGCACCUGAACAAUUGUGGUCAAUUCCGCGCAAUCAAGGAUAUCCCCCUCCCAUUCCACAUCCGCGUCCAGGGCGAAUCCGACGAGGAGGAGGAGGAGGAGGACGAAGACGAUAACAGCGAUCAUAACAGAAGUAGCAACCAACAAUACCCACAUGAGGACCCGGAUUUUGUUGUCCACCAGGAGGGAGUCUUCCACCUCCACGACGACGAUCAAGAGCUGGAAGAUCUCGAUCAGGAUGGUCAUUUUGCGGAUCGGGACUCGAUCAUCCCACAGAUGUCUAUGGCUUCUUCCCCGCGCCGGUCAGGGUUUGGGGCUGGUGGCGGUGGAGGAGGAGGUCUGGUCCGAUCGUCGAGCUCGCAGAGCAGUUUCUUUGGCGCGUUCAGUAACGGCAGCCAUGCCCAUGGGUUGUCGAACCUGGGAUCCAGUGUUGGUGCUGGAAUUGGUACCGGCGGCAGUGGUGGUGGUGGUGCUGGUGCAGGAGAAGGUGGAGUAGCAGGACAAAACCGUGAGGCCAGCAAGAGUCGAACCUCGAUCCAUUCAGCAACCUCGCUUCCUCAACCCCGACAACCCUACGGCGGCAUGGCCCAACGAUCCUUCAGUCACAGCAGUACGACCCAAGGCAUCGCCGGCGGAGGAGGUGGAGAUAUGACAUCCUUGAAAACGAAACAGAGUAUGUCUUCCUUGAGGACGAAACGGAGCAGGGCCAGCCUCCGCGACUCUGUGAAGGCGGGAACGGCAGCCAGCAACACGAGUCUCCAUCAUCCGUUCAGUACUUCGCGCAGCAACUCGUUCGUCGACACUGCAGUCGCCGAAGCCGGAUUCACGGGUUCCCAACGAGAGAUCUUGGAGUCAGAGACGGCCAGCAGCAAAAAGUUUUAUGACCGCCGCGAUUUCGAUUCCAAGAUCAUCGAGGUUGAAAGGAGUAGUGACCUUUGGAGGCGACAACCACGCGCUCCAAAAGAGAGGGCUAUGACUGGUGGGGCGACUUCUUUGCAUGGAUUGCAGGCUCUAAGCGCUGAUAGUGUCUUAGGUGGAGGUGGAGGAGGAGGGUUGGAUGAGAGGAUUAUGGACUCGGAGAGACGGGCGAGGUCGCAGGUGGUGGUUCCGAGACGCAAGAUGAGUAUGGGAACGAGGAUGCGGAAUAGUAUCUUUGGGCGGGGGCUGAGUAGUGAUUCUGACGAUGAUGAGGAAGCUGAUACCGAGUAG